Messenger RNA from Durusdinium trenchii, 972 nucleotides. NCBI's taxonomy places the organism in Eukaryota, Dinophyceae, Suessiales, Symbiodiniaceae. The record is from the annotation of a GenBank genome assembly.
AUGCUUUUCCGCUUGCUACGGGUUGGGAAACUGGUGCGAGCAGUGCGGAUGGUGGCGAUGACCAGCGUAUUGGCCUCGUUACAACUCUUGGUGAAAUGCCUGGCAGCCAGCAGAGACAUGCUUUGGUGGAGCUUUUGCUUGUUGGCCUUUGUUCAGUGUGUUGCUGGGAUGAUUCUGAGCACCCUUUGUCAGGAUUACAUCCAGCAAUCAGAGUAUGACCUGAAGCUGCGACAGGAAGUCUUCUUAUAUUAUGGCACAUUCACGCGGACCGUCCUCACAAUGUUUGAAAUACUUUUUGCGAACUGGACCCCGCCAUGCAGGGUGCUUGUUGACAACCUUAGUGAGUGGUUUUCAAUAUUCUUCCUGCUGUAUCGAUGUGUGCUUGGCUUUGCCGUUCUGAAUGUGGUCAAUGCUGUCUUUGUGCAGCAGACGAUGAAGACGGCAAGCUCCGACGAAGAACUGGCCUUUCGUCAGAAGGAGCGCGAUAAGGCCACAUACACACGCAAGGUGAAGAAGCUGUUUCAAGCCAUGGACUUCUCGGGCGACGGCUCCAUCAGCAUCGAUGAGUUUGCGAAGCUGGUGGCAUCGCCCAAGUUGCAGUUUUGGAUCAGGUUUGAACAUGCAACACAAUUCCAAGCUCUGAAGCGCAAAGGCCAGCUGGAGCUUGAGUAUCACGACUUGCUCAGUCCCUGGGCCGCGCUGCACACUGCACUCGAGGGCGCGGCACGUCUCCGGGGCAGUGCGAAAGCACUCGACGUUUGGCGGAUGGAGACCAAAGUAGAGGUACUCUUCGAAGAGGCGGGGCUCCAAUGGCUCCAACGGACAGCCAUGGGAUUCAUGGAAUCAUCAUUGAUGUGCGAGGUUUUUGACCAAUCUCUCUUCAAGCACAUCCAGACCACUGCACGCUCACGGCAAAUCUCCUUUUCUGAAUCACCAUCGCCGCACGAAGGUGAUUAUCGGCAAAGCCGAUAA